Messenger RNA from Setaria italica (foxtail millet), 840 nucleotides. Its product is annotated as BTB/POZ and MATH domain-containing protein 2-like. Gene Ontology annotation, biological process: protein ubiquitination. The transcript is spliced from 2 exons. The record is from RefSeq and is a predicted model, not a curated record. The coding region runs from base 1 to 840 and encodes 279 amino acids. NCBI's taxonomy places the organism in Eukaryota, Viridiplantae, Streptophyta, Magnoliopsida, Poales, Poaceae. Gene Ontology annotation, molecular function: protein binding.
AUGCCGCCGCCUCCCGGAUUGGACGCUGGCGACGGCGUCACUCUUCCCUCGCGCUCGGCCAUCAUUGGCGGCACGGCGGCUGGCUACCACCUGCUCGACAUCGAGGGGUACUCGCACACCAAGGACCUCCCCACCGGCCAGUGCAUCAGGUCAUGGCUCGAGGAGUCAGGCCAUCUCAAGGAUGACCGCUUCACCAUCAGGUGCGACGUCUUCGUCCCCAAGGAGCUCCGCACGGAGCACAGGCCCGUGGACCUCGUCGCGGUGCCGCCGUAUGACCUCCACCUGCAUCUUGAGCGUCUCCUGGCGGCCAAAACUGGGGCCGAUGUCACGUUCGAGGUCGGUGGCGAGACGCUCCGGGCGCACAGAUGCAUUCUUGCAGCCAGGUCGACAGUGUUUGAGGCAGAGCUCUCCGGCCAGAUGAAGGAGAGCGCGGACGCCACCGUCAUACGCGUGGAUGACAUGGAUGCCGGAGUGUUCAGAGCCUUACUUUGUUUCAUCUACACGGACGGACUACCGGAUUGUCCACCUAUGGAAAAGGCUGCGAUGUCUCAGCAUUUGCUUGUUGCGGCUGACAGGUAUAACCUGGAGAGGCUGAAGCUGAUUUGUGAAGAUAACAUGUGCGCGCACAUCGGUAUGGGCUCUGUGGCGUCCAUCUUGGUGUUGGCUGAGCAGCACCACUGCCAUGGGCUCAAGGAGGCAUGUUUCCAAUUCCUCUCCUCACCAUUGACUCUGAAUGCCGUUAUGGCAACUGAUGACUUUGAGCAUUUAACUAGAAACUGCCCUGCUGUGUUUAAGGAGCUGAUGUCCAAUAUUGCGGCUCGGGUGCCUCUUGGAUACUAA